Messenger RNA from Lactuca sativa (garden lettuce), 537 nucleotides. RefSeq names its product excitatory amino acid transporter. The record is from RefSeq and is a predicted model, not a curated record. Lineage: Eukaryota; Viridiplantae; Streptophyta; Magnoliopsida; Asterales; Asteraceae.
UAUCGUCAAACCGAGAGGUAAAAUCAGAACGAAGAGAGAGGGAGACAACGCAAGAGAGAAAUAGAGAGAUGCCGGCGUCAGCGACGAUGAUCGGAGCUUUACUGGGUUUGGGCACCCAGAUGUACUCCAACGCCCUACGAAAACUCCCCUAUAUGCGGCAUCCAUGGGAGCAUGUUCUGGGGAUGGGUUUAGGUGUGGUGUUCGCUAACCAGCUAGUGAAAUGGGACGUUCAGCUUCAAGAAGACCUCGAUAAAAUGCUCGAUAAAGCCAAAGCCGCUAAUGAGCGCCGUUACUUCGAUGAAGAUGACGAGUAGCAGUUUCCAUUAUAAAAUUUGGAAUCCAUUUCUAGAGAGUGACAGUUUUCAUUAUAAAGUUUGUGUUUCAUGACAUUCUUCUUCUCUACUUAAUUCUGUGCUUUUGUGAUUGUAAGAAUAAAUAUCAUUGUACUUUGACACACAUGGCUUUGCCUUGAGAAGUUGUCAUACACAUUUUAUUAUUUUUGAUAUGUUGAAAUCCAUCAAAAGAUGCAGCUCUUAA